Messenger RNA from Didymosphaeria variabile, 2343 nucleotides. RefSeq names its product Golgi transport complex subunit 4 (gene COG4). The record is from RefSeq and is a predicted model, not a curated record. The transcript has 2 exons. Bases 1 to 2343 code for a protein of 780 amino acids. Lineage: Eukaryota; Fungi; Ascomycota; Dothideomycetes; Pleosporales; Didymosphaeriaceae.
AUGGAGAACGGCACCCUCGCUACCGCACAACACGACGUAUACGCCGCCACAUCGGUGGCUGAGAUCCAUGCUGCGCUUGCGGAGCUGCACCAGCAGGAAGCCGCCGUCACCCAGCGUCUGAACGACCUCAUCGCCUCCCAGAAAGACCUCUCCCGCGAGCUCGGUCGCCUCGAUCUGCUCCGCGCCAAUCUCGGCACCCAGGUCGUCAACACCCGCGCCAUCAGCAAUGGCAUGCUGUCCGACGCAGCCUCCACCGCGAACCGCAUAUCGAGCGCCGUGAAGCGAUUGGACCACGAGCAGUCAAAUGUGAAGGCGACGCUGGAGGUUGUCGAGCAGGUGGCGGAAUUGAAGGCAUGCGUGCUGGGUGUGCAUGGCUCCAUGGGUGCCCCGCAGGACUGGGAAACUGCCGCGGGGUACCUCAGCCGUGCCUCCAAAAUACCAGACGAGGUCAUAGACGGCAGCUUUGCGGAAGAGAUUGUGCCCACAGCAGAGGUGCCUGACCCGCCGCGGGUGACACUGAACGCCGCCGCCGAGUCGCUGUGCGGCCUGUUCCUGCGCGAGUUUGAGAAGGCCGCGACUGAGGGCGAUGGCUCGCGCGUAACGAGAUUCUUCAAGCUGUUCCCCUUGAUUGGGCGAACAGACACGGGUCUCGAUGCAUACGGCCGCUAUGUGUGCCAGGGCGUCGCUGCAAGAGCCCGCACAAACUUCAAUUCGGCCCCGCCAUCCCAGAGGCAGGAGAGCUACUUCUAUGGCCAAACCCUCACCAAGCUGUUCGAGCACAUCGCCCAGAUUGUAGACGGUCACGAGCCGCUAGUAGAACGCCACUAUGGUCCCGGCAUGAUGGCAAAGGUCAUUGAGCGUCUGCAGAUUGAGGCAGACGUUCAAGGUGGCAUUGUUUUAGACACCUGGCACGACGAGCGCAACAUUGAUCGUAAACUGACUGAUAUCAAAUCUUAUGCUUUCUCCUUUCUGUUGCAGAGCUUCAAGCCCGCCAAUGGGACCCCCCGUUCCAGCUCACCGGCCAAUGCUGCCGGACGUACCAGCGAGGAUGAAGGCGUUGACAUGAAGGAGGUCGAUGGCCUACUUGCUGAAAGUGCCCUAAUGCUCGGUCGCUGGGCUCUUUACUCCCGCUUCAUAUCCGACAAAUGCGCACCUGCUGAGCCCGAAGAUCGCAUCGACCAUGGCUUGGUAAUGCCGCAAUUCCUAGCGACAAGCAACCUAUACCGAAAGGUUUCUGGUCAUCUAAUCGAACCCUUCAACUUCAUGACAACCUUCUUCUUCCGCCGCUCCGUAGAAAAAGCCUUCCAAAUGGACCAAUCCCCCUCAGGCCUCAACCUCAAUCCCACUAAGCCCCUCAGUGCCGAACCCCCCUUCAUCACCACCGCCGUCGACACCGUCAUGUACAUCCUAAACCAAGUCCUCCAGCGCGCACUAGCAACCUCCCAGCGCGACGUCAUCGCCAACGUCGUCCCCACAGUCGGUAGUCUCCUAGGCACAGACUUUAUCGGCAUGAUCCAGCGCAAGAUGCGCGAUGAGAGCUAUCCCAGACCUGUGAUACAAGGCGGCCUUCCCCCGGAAGACAAAGUCAUUGCCUUCCUUGUGCUGAUCAACAACCUGGACGUCUCAAAUGACUACAUCAAGCGCAUCGUGGAGCAGCAGCUCGGCGGCCCUUCCCAACCGCAAGAUUCCUCCGAAUCACCAUUGCAAAACCUAUUCCCCUUCGGCCACGACGCCCGCUUCGUAGAAACAAAACUCCGCAACCUCGAACACUCGUUUGCCGUAAACAGUGGAGAGCUGCUAAACGACGGCAUACAGGUCGCCUUCCACACCGUCCUCAAACCCCGCGUUCGCCCCAUCCUCUCAGAAGCCUUCCGCGAGAUUAACUACAGACCUUCGGACGAAGACGCCAAUGGCGAAGACGGCGAAGAAGACGAUGCAGAUCUGGUUAAAGCGCGCUUUGAUCGGGGCUGGGGCGCGCUCAUAAGGCCCAUCAAGCGCAUACUUACUACUGCGAAUUUUGACCGCUUGCUUACCGUCGCUCUCGCCUACCUGGCCAGUGCCCUCGAGAAGCGCAUCCGGGGGUACCACGGGCUCGUCAAUGAGCUUGGUGCGGUAAGGCUGGAGCGCGAUAUCUCGGGCAUUGUGACAGCGGCGGUUGGAGGAGGGAAAUACGCGCUACGCGACGCUUUCGCAAAGUGCACGCAGAUGACGUUGAUAAUGAACAUGGAGGACGACGAGUGGGAGGAGGUGUCGACGGAAGAGGCGGGCGACUCGGGCAUCGCGUGGGUGCUCACCGCGGACGAGAGAAGCUUUGCGCGGAGCAUCGUCAAGGGACCGAGGUGA